Messenger RNA from Gavialis gangeticus (Gharial), 1470 nucleotides. It is a transcript of the gene GSK3B, whose product is annotated as glycogen synthase kinase 3 beta. The transcript has 11 exons. The record is from RefSeq and is a predicted model, not a curated record. Bases 1 to 1257 code for a protein of 418 amino acids. Gene Ontology annotation, cellular component: cytosol; axon; glutamatergic synapse. Gene Ontology annotation, biological process: protein phosphorylation; extrinsic apoptotic signaling pathway in absence of ligand; regulation of neuron projection development. NCBI's taxonomy places the organism in Eukaryota, Metazoa, Chordata, Crocodylia, Gavialidae. Gene Ontology annotation, molecular function: beta-catenin binding; ATP binding; protein serine/threonine kinase activity.
AUGGGUGUACAUCAACUUAAUUCCAUGUUCUUUGCUUACACAGGAGACAAAGAUGGCAGCAAAGUAACUACAGUUGUAGCAACUCCUGGACAAGGGCCAGACCGACCACAAGAAGUUAGCUAUACGGACACCAAGGUGAUUGGCAAUGGAUCUUUUGGUGUUGUGUAUCAAGCCAAACUCUGCGAUUCAGGAGAGCUUGUGGCCAUCAAGAAAGUGCUGCAGGACAAAAGAUUUAAGAACCGAGAGCUCCAGAUCAUGAGAAAGUUGGAUCACUGUAACAUUGUCCGAUUGCGUUAUUUCUUCUACUCUAGUGGAGAGAAGAAAGAUGAGGUGUACCUCAACUUGGUGCUGGACUAUGUUCCUGAAACAGUAUACAGAGUUGCCAGACAUUAUAGUCGGGCCAAACAGACACUCCCUAUGAUCUAUGUCAAGUUGUACAUGUAUCAGCUGUUCCGGAGUUUAGCCUAUAUCCAUUCCUUUGGAAUCUGCCAUCGGGAUAUAAAACCACAGAACCUCUUGCUGGACCCUGAUACAGCUGUUCUAAAACUCUGUGACUUUGGAAGUGCAAAACAGCUGGUUCGUGGAGAGCCUAAUGUCUCUUACAUCUGCUCUCGGUACUACAGGGCACCAGAGUUGAUCUUUGGAGCCACCGAUUAUACCUCCAGUAUAGAUGUGUGGUCAGCAGGCUGUGUAUUGGCUGAACUGUUACUAGGACAGCCAAUCUUUCCAGGUGACAGUGGUGUGGAUCAGUUGGUGGAAAUAAUCAAGGUCCUGGGAACGCCUACAAGGGAGCAAAUUAGAGAAAUGAAUCCAAACUACACUGAAUUCAAAUUCCCUCAGAUUAAGGCACAUCCCUGGACUAAGGACUCGUCAGGAACAGGACAUUUCACCUCAGGAGUGCGGGUCUUCCGACCCCGCACUCCACCAGAAGCAAUCGCGCUAUGUAGCCGCCUGUUGGAAUAUACCCCUACUGCCCGCCUGACUCCCCUGGAAGCGUGUGCACACUCUUUCUUUGAUGAACUACGGGACCCAAAUGUCAAGUUACCAAAUGGGCGAGAGAAACCUGCACUCUUCAACUUCACCACUCAAGAACUGUCAAGUAACCCAUCUCUGGCUUCGAUCCUCAUCCCUGCUCAUGCUCGGAAUCAAGCAGCUGCUUCAACCCCUACAAAUGCUACAGCAGCCUCAGAUGUUAACGCAGGAGAGCGAGCUCAGACCAAUAGCGCAGCUUCAGCCUCCGCCUCCAACUCCACCUGAACAGGUCCCGAGCAGCCAGCUGCACAGGAAGAAUCACCAGUAAUUUGAGUCUCACUCAGCAACACUGGUCACAUUUGGAAAGAAAAUUAAAAAGAGGAAAAAAAACAAACAAAACAAAACCCAACAACAAACCUGUUCAUUUUAGUGUUCAAUUUUUUUAUUAUUAUUAUUGUUGUUCUUAUUUAACCUUGUAAAAUAUCUAUAAAUACAAAC